Sclerotinia trifoliorum is the source of this 1822-nucleotide messenger RNA. Lineage: Eukaryota; Fungi; Ascomycota; Leotiomycetes; Helotiales; Sclerotiniaceae. The record is from the annotation of a GenBank genome assembly.
UUGUUCAUUCAUUACAACCAAACUGUCCUGAUUUAUUUGAUUCCAUGGUCCUUUUCCAGAGUUUAUAAAGUAUCUAACGUCGAGAUCUUCGAGGAAUUCCACACAAUAGUUUAAAGAAACUGAAUGCAAUGCAUGAUAUUGUCGCAUAACGCUGGCGACGCGUAAUCUGCUGGAUACCAUAGCUUUCACAGCUCUCACAGCUCACCAACCACGGAUCCAUCCAUCCUUACCUCACAACAAUCAUCUACAAUAUUUGGAUUGUGCUUAACUUCUACAAACAUAUAAGAUGGUCGGAUUCAAUGUAUGCCAUUCUCUGAGCGCAUUGAAAGCUCUCUCCUUCCCUACCUCUACAUCUACCGCUCCUAACACCUCCAGUUCUUCCGCAUACUGGGAGAUAUCUCCCACACUCUCUCAAAAUGUAUCCUCAUAUACGCAAUCCACCGAAACUCAUCUGCUGAAGGUAUUACCUCCCAUCAGUCUCUAAACCAUUUAUCAAGCUAAUACCCGUCGAGGUGUUUCCCUCAUCACUCAAUCCCUCUAUGCCAUGGUCUUCAUAACUCGCUAUCUCGAUCUCUUCUCAGGUUAUUUCAUUCUUUGGAAUUUCACACUCAAAAUCUUUUAUAUCGGCUCGAGUCUCUAUAUCCUCUUUUUAAUGUUGAGAGUUUAUGCACGCACUAGAGAACGUGAAAAGGCGUGGAAAUUGGGAGGUCUUUGUUUUGUUGGAAGUGCGGUUUUGUCGCCGAUUCUGAUGAUGAUAUUUGAGAGGAAAUAUGCUUGGGGUUUUAUGGAGGUUGGUAUAUUUUCUGAGAAACUGAAUGUGACGUGCAUUUGCGAUACUAAUAUGAUACUAGGUUCUAUGGGUUUUCUCCAUUCUCCUCGAAUCAACAUGUAUCCUCCCACAACUUCUCCUCCUUCGACAAACUACCGUUCCUACAGUUCUCGAUUCCUAUUACCUCGUAACACUCGGUUCCUAUCGAUUCUUUUAUAUUUUAAAUUGGAUCUGGCGUUCCCUGGAUAUAAAUGAUCGUUCCCCAGAUGCGAUAUCAAUUAUCGGUGGAGUAAUCCAAACUGCCUUUUACAUCGAUUUCGCAUGGGUAUACUAUUCUCGACAACGCGUCAAGCUAAGGAAUGGAGGAGUAGUAGAUGCAGAUGAUAUUAGUAGAGGUUGGUUAUUAAACCGCGUGUUGGGAAACAAACACAUGGCAGGAACAGAAGAAGAUGAAGGAGACGAGGAAGCAACUCCGGCAUUGGGUGGUAGACAAGAUACAGGGCGCAAUACGAGUAAAUGGGGAGCAAGGGGUAUUUCGGUUAGUGCGGAUGAAGGUGUACUUGGAGGUGAAAGUCAGAGACAUGCUUCGUUUGAAGGACAGGAAAGUGGUGUGGUUGAUGCGGCUGAUGUGGAUGGUGAUGCGAAAAUGAAGGAUCCGGAUGAGUUGGCUAGGAUUUUAGAUGAGGAUGGUGAGGAGAGUGAAGAUGAUGGAACAUUGCCGAAACCAGGGGGAAGUAGUUCUGGUGUGGGUAAUGGGUCGGAGUGGAGGGGAUAAAGGAAUUGAUUUGAAGUCAAUAGGGAGUGGGUAUGGACAUGAGCAUUUUUAAGAACUUGAUUUGACCUGAUUUGAUUUGAGCUUAUUGUAUGAUUCAACGGAGAUAUGAAUGAGCAUUAAAGUUCUGAGAUUUGGGAUCUAGGAUCUGCUGUUUCCGGUGAUUGAUUUGAUGGAUGCAUGGGUGGAUGGAUGGAUGGAUGAAUGGAAUACUCAUGGAUCCAUAGUUCAGCAGCUAAUUCUUUACAUUACCAAUAUCAAAUACCCAAUUUCGGUUUUUU